Haliotis rufescens (red abalone) is the source of this 3322-nucleotide messenger RNA. RefSeq names its product protein FAM102A-like. The record is from RefSeq and is a predicted model, not a curated record. The transcript is spliced from 9 exons. Lineage: Eukaryota; Metazoa; Mollusca; Gastropoda; Lepetellida; Haliotidae. Bases 574 to 1647 code for a protein of 357 amino acids.
UCAAUUGACCGACGUAUCGAUUUGUGUGUUUCGCACUGGGAUGCACCUUCAAGAUAAGAUUUAGUAGUCAAGUCUGCAAUAAUCUGAUAACCAUUGAGGGGACAUCAAAACGGAUACGACACCAACAUAUCAGGCCUCGGGCAACUUGGAUUUACCCUUCAGACAGUGGCAAAACAGUGUUCUUCGAACAGGUGCCCGCUAGUGAGGCGGAUUUGACAGCAGCUGACAGUGAAGAAUUUGUGAAACGUGGGCAAUUCAGCCGUGUAGUCUUUUCAAGUGACGCGCGCCCUUGGACAUUUUGCCCUCCGAAAUGGUUAGGCAGCCAACACGGAAUGAUUCAUACCAAUUUUGAGGAAUUGGAUCACCUUAGAACCAUGGGCAACGGCUGAGUCUUUGAGGAGGGCUUCUGUAUAUUUGACAGUUGCAACGGUUGUAACAGGUGGCUGGCAGUGUAUAUACAGUCCACUAUUGUUUACAGUGGGUGACCCCCGCUAGGGUCAGCCCUUCCGCUGUAGUACUGCUGUCACCGUGUAGAUUGUAGUUUAUUCGUUACAUUAUGGUCCUGGUGUCAACAUGAUGUCCUUCAUGUCUAAGAAAAAGAAGUAUAAAUUUCAAGUUACCCUAGUUGUAGAAGAACUAUCAUCAAUGACAUUCCCAAAUGGAAUAUUCUUUGCCAAAGUCAGACUGCAUGAAGGAGGGAAUUUCUUGGAUCACUCUUCUCGGGAGACCGUUCGGAACAACAGCGUCAAGUGGAACUCCAAGUUCCCCUUCACUUGCAAGAUGAUGGCCAACGCUACAACGGGGCUGCUGGAGUCUUGUAUAUGUCGGGUGUCUGUACGCAUGGAGGUCCGAGGCGGCAGAUCCCAUCAGAAGCUGGGCUUCGUGGAUCUGAAUCUAGCUGAGUUUGCGGGGUCUGGGCAGCAAACCCGACGCUUUCUGUUGGAAGGCUACGAUGACAAGCACAGGGUAGACAACUCUACGCUGACUGUCUCCAUCGAGAUGCUGCUUAUAUCCGGCGAUCCUGUCUUUAAAGUGCCUAUCAAAGAAAGCCUUAACGUGCCGGAGAGCAAGGAGGGACAGUCGGCGGAGUGCCGCCUCGGGGACGAGUGCAGCGAGGGCAGCCUGGCCUCCAACAGCAGUGGCUUUGGGAGUCUACCGCGGAAAGAAAAGUCCAGUACAAUUACCAGAGAUCAAUCCGACCCAGAAUUUAUUCGCGAGAAGGAGUUUGAGAAGGGCCACUCGCGGAGUUCUAGUUAUGCAAGCCAGCAUUCCCGGGGUUCAGGGUACGGCUCUCUCACGCACAGUAGGCAGUCGAGCGCCGGCAACGAGAUCUCUAGCACUCACGUCAGCCUGCCAACAAUGCAUCUUCCAGAUACAGCGUCUACUCCGAAAUUUCAGCGUUGUAACUUCCUAACUCCGAGCACGGGGUCAUCGCUAGAGUGGAAAGCGGAGCGGCGGAGAGUGAGUCAGCAUAAACUAGAGGACUCUGGGAAGGAGCUGCGGGUGGACCAGACGCGUGUGAAUGCCGAGGCUCUGGUGGAUGAACUUCUCGAGGGGACAGAUCUCGGACCGGUGGAAAAGGAUGAAGAAUCUUCACAAGGUCUUCAGCUGAUAGUUGGGAAAGAUGGAACCACUGCCCUCUGGUGACAAAACUCCCAAUGUGAAUUGUCUCCCUUCUCGCCAGAUUGGUAACUUCAUGCAUUGACCUUCAAGCAACGAUAUCGCUGCCAUUGUGAAGACCUCAUCCCCAUCCAGAUGGCAUUUUAACACUUCAGACUUUGUAUAUACCGGGGAACAAGCUAGGAAGAUGGCAUUUUACAAUGUGGAUAUUUUUUACAACUGUCUUAUUUUAUAACUGAAAUCCAUCUCUGUAUGAGGGUGUUCUGUGAUGUUUUCAUGUCAGCAUAUGUUCUCUCAUUGUGGAUACUUCAAUACCCAUGGAUGCCGAAAUGCAGGGUAGUAGAGAUGUGGGUCUAGUUCAAGUCGAGCGUUGAAAUAGAGACUUGUGUAACUGUAGCCCAUUGAAGUCAAACAAGCUCUUUGUACACUGAAUUUUGUGAGAACCGUUGCCUGAUAUUGACACCAACAUUAGAAAUUGGCACUAGUCUUAUUGUCCUUGCCAAAGUGCCCAAUAGUUAAGGUAUCAUAAGGACUAGUAGAAAUUUGCCAUUUUUAAGGGUUUUGCUUUAUGUUAACAUAAUAAGGACUUGGGGACUAAAACUGUUAGUUUCUAAUGCUGUUGACACAGUUCAUGGCUGCAUGGCUGUAGUGCAUGUUUCAUGAGAAAUAUUGCCGUUGUUAUCUGAGCUCUCAUAGGUCAGAGCACUGGUUUUCCUAUCAUUGGAGCCAGAUCAUGACUUGAUUAAUGGUUAAAAAUAGCAACUACAGUUCAAAGCGGCCAUUGUUUUUAAAGGUGAUGGAGGAACGUAUGUAUGCAGAACCGUGAAGUGUUGACAAUGUUUAUAUCUGUUACUGUCUGCUGCAUAUGCUAGCGCCGAUGGUCUCUGAUCCGUUAGUUCGCCAUGUUCCAUAUUCAGUUUGAUUUUUUGAACAGUAACAUUGAAAUGUGAUUGAGAAAAUAAUUUUUUCUCCAACGGUAUACUUUGUCAGACAACAUCGAGGCGUUUCAGAUGUCCAACCCGGCCUACUUCAAAUAAGUAGUUGAAUUAAAGUUAAAUUUCCCAACUUGGAAUUAAAUAUAAUUCAGGUUAGCAUAAUUAUGACUAGUGCUAUAUCUUUUAAGUGUGACUUGUAUGCUGAUAAAGAGGAAGAUACUUUUCAUUAUUGGAUUCAAUGCAUUGCUAAAAUUUAAGAAAAUAAUAGCUUAAAAAUAUCUCAAACUAACAAUGCCUUUUCCCUUUUGCCUGACACGGGCAGUUGAUUGAAAUCCUAGAUUAAUCUCUUGAUGAGUCAAACCUCAUUAGAUCUAACCCUUAAACUCCUUAUAUAGAACAAUGUCAUUAUUUCAUCCGGGAGCAAUCUCAAUAAUAUGGUGUAGUAAUGACACUCUACUGGCUUGGCUCACCCGUGAUGUAAAACAUAUGGAAAAAAAAUUCUUUUAGAAUUUCAGGAACGGAAUAUUUUUUAAAAACCAUCUCAACCCCUUAGCCUAAAAUAAGGUGUGUGUCAGCCACCGAGGCCUGACCCAGAUACAGUUUCAGAGCAUGGCACUAAUGUGGUCAGGGGCCACGGGUGCCCAAGUUGUCUAAGGCACUGCGAUUCAUUGUGCAGAGUUGCGUCCCUUGUGCACGCCAGAACCCCAUGAUUGUUGGUUCGAAUCCUGGUUCGCCCCGAUCAUGUUUCUAGGUUUGUCAGCACCAUA